This is a messenger RNA of Pelmatolapia mariae (spotted tilapia), 2362 nucleotides long. RefSeq names its product FEZ family zinc finger 2 (gene fezf2). Gene Ontology annotation, biological process: regulation of transcription by RNA polymerase II. Gene Ontology annotation, molecular function: DNA-binding transcription factor activity, RNA polymerase II-specific. Gene Ontology annotation, cellular component: nucleus. The coding region runs from base 694 to 1971 and encodes 425 amino acids. The transcript has 5 exons. Lineage: Eukaryota; Metazoa; Chordata; Actinopteri; Cichliformes; Cichlidae. The record is from RefSeq and is a predicted model, not a curated record.
UUAGUAGCUAAAAGUAAAAGAGCUUGUGUUCUCCCCACCACCCCCCCCACGCAGCGCUGAGCCCUGAAUCGCUCUGGAAAAUUGCUUCUUUUGAAUAGGGGGAAGGAGGAACAACGUUUAAUAGGAUCCAAAGGGAGUCUGUGCUCUUAAACAGGUGGAAAUUGGACGUCCUCGAAUUUAUACAAAUAUUAGGUGCUUGGGUGCCCGCUCAUGUCAAGAGACAGUGAUCUGCACUGAUGAGGGGCGGGCGCUGCCAAGGUCUGACAGAGAGCAGUCGGCUGGUUUCUCCACUCCCAUCUGAACAAUAAGAAGGUAAAGUACAACACAGACGUAACUUUGGCUUAACUCGGUGUCCAGGAGCUCCGGCUACAACAUUUCUUACCCUCUGUUUCCUCCUCCUCCUCUUCUUCUUCUUCUCCUUAACGAGCCCUGUAAUGUCUGUUAAUUUUGUGUGUGCUAGUUAAUGAGCAUUAAUCCAUCACCCCUGGAUGCUAUUGUUGCGAGGCGGGGGCCAUUUGAAUGCAAAUGCGUGACACUGUGACAGCAAGGUGCUUAUUAAACUGAUGUGUCCUCCUGUCUUUUCUGCUGGGAGCUCAGGGGAGUGAAAAGACGCGGGGCAGCUGGACUAUACCCGGAGUUGCUCACACCAAGUUCUGCUCGGCUGCAAAGCGAAACUACUACAGCGGCAACAAAAUGGCAAGUUCAGCCUCUCUAGACACGGUGGUGUCCUGCGGGAGGACUGCGCCGUCCGCGGCUCCCAAAACGCUGGCUUUCUCCAUCGACUGGAUCAUGUCCAAGAGCUCGGAGCCGAAAGGGAACGCGGAGGAACGUUCAGAGGGGAAAAAACUGCUAGGGCUCUGCUCCCCAAUCCCCUGCAUGAUCCCGCUACAGCCCUUCAGCUACGACCUCCAAGCCAAGGCGCUGAUGAGCUAUUCGGAGCUGUGGAGAGCCAGUUUUAGGGGAACUUUGUGCGGCUCGCCAGCUGCUCCGUGCAAAGGAAACUGCGGGUUCUGCGGCAAAGCGGAUCCGAGCCUGAAGCAGCAGCUGCUGACGUCAGGGAGCAGGGUGGUAAAACCUCAGGUCCUGAACCAGGCCGUGGCCGUGCCCAGCAGUGGCUCGCUCUACUAUUUCAAUUACCUGGACUCUGCGUACCAGCAGUCGGAGCUGCUGGCCGGACACUGGCUCUCCAGCCCGCAGGCCCAGGCCUCUCUGUCGGCGCACCACAGACUUUUGUUGCUGGAGAAUGCCAAACUGACCGGUGUGGGGACCGACAAGCUGCCCACACCUCAAUACCCACACAAGGAACAUCUGCCAGGGCAGCUGGACCAGAUAGUGAAGGAGAGCCACGGCCUGACAGCUGAGAAAAGCGGCAUAAAGACACACAGCAAACUCAGCGGCAGCGGCAGUGCGGACGGAAAACCCAAAAAUUUCACCUGCGAAGUGUGUGGAAAGGUUUUUAAUGCGCAUUACAAUCUUACCAGACACAUGCCGGUGCACACGGGGGCCCGGCCCUUCGUAUGUAAGGUGUGCGGUAAAGGAUUCCGGCAGGCCAGCACGCUGUGCAGACACAAGAUCAUCCACACACAGGAAAAGCCUCACAAAUGCAACCAGUGUGGAAAAGCGUUCAACAGAAGUUCGACGCUCAACACUCACGUCCGGAUCCACGCAGGGUAUAAACCAUUUGUGUGCGAGUUCUGCGGGAAAGGCUUCCACCAGAAAGGAAACUACAAGAACCAUAAGCUGACGCACAGCGGGGAGAAACAGUACAAGUGCUCCAUCUGCAAUAAGGCCUUCCACCAGAUCUACAAUCUGACCUUCCACAUGCACACGCACAACGACAAGAAGCCCUUCACCUGCGCCACUUGUGGCAAAGGCUUCUGCCGCAACUUCGACCUGAAGAAGCACAUCAGGAAGCUGCAUGACAAUGGCUUCUCGGCGGCUUCAGAAGCCUCCAGAGAGCUGCAGAGCUGAGCCACUGCUCGUUUCCUGCUAUGACUUUUUAGCGGGCAGUUUUUAAGGCCUGACAAGGAAGUGAGGGAGUGCAAAAAACUGGACCCGAAUCUUUGAAAAGAAAUGAGGUAAUCGGCUCCCGUCAGUGUCUCAGCAGGAAUGCUGCAGGGAACAAAAAACAGACAACAUCCGCCCAACACUGUCGGGAUGUUUUGGGUCCACAUAGAAUUUCUUUCUGCAUUUCCACAGACUGAAAGAGAAAUCCCCAGUCUCCACGAUGGAACUGUAAAUAACGAUAAUAAUAAUCAUCAUAAUAAUAACGUGAAUCAUCUGGGGAAUGCAUUGCCAUCUUGUUUAUUUCAUUGAAAAACUGUUCCUGUGAAUAAAUAAGUUAAAUUAUAUUGAAACUGAA